AUGAAGACAACGAUCAAAGCGGUGAGUGCCGCGACGCUCUGCGCAACGCUGGGCCUGUGGGCGCACGUCACGGCGGACGACGUCGAUGAGUGCACGGGCACCUGCUCGCGCAUGAGAAUCACGAACCUCCACUACAAGUGCAACGAUCCGGGCGCCGUGUGCAACGCCGCGGACGACUGCAAGUGCCGCGACGUGACCGACGGCUUCUGGUCGGACUGCUACUGCCUGCCGGCCAACGUGACACGCGAGUGCAACAACGGGUGCGGCGGCGGCUGGGUCGUCAAGAACACGGCCAACAAGGCCUUCGAGCCCGGCGACGAGAUCAAAUUCGAAUUCGUCGCGGCGGAUCUCAACUACCUGAUCUCGUUCGAUUUCGGGGACAUCGGCGAGGACGGCUUCCUCGAACGCAGCGACCGGCUCGACGACGAUCCCGGGGCGAUCCGCGGCGGUUUUUCCAUCCUCAUCGGCGAGGACCUCGGCGGAGUCGCGAGGGCGACCAUGAGGAGCGCCGAUUUCAUCGUCAACUGCCCGCUGCCCAUCUUUGAGAGUCAGAGUUUCGACAACGCGGUCCGAUCGGACGGCCGAAACGAAGAGGUCACGGGCUUUUACAACUUCGAGACCAACGAGUUCUCCUGGGAUAGGCACCUGACGCUCCACCUCAAGAGCACGCUGUUCACCGAUGGCGUCGAUCUCAAGGUGCGGCCCGACAUGACGCCCCUGAGGGACGGCUACCACCACCUGCACGUCUCGACGUACGUCACGCGUCCGGACUACCUUGCCUGCGGCGUGUCUGAUGUGGCGAACCCGAUGGGGGUGCUCGAUUUUCGUGACAUCUCGAUGUUCCUGAGCGCCUACACCGAAGAGGCGGAGAUGGCCGAUAUCGCCGAGCCGUUCGGGACCGUCGACGAGCGGGAUAUGAAUACGUUCAUCAAGGACUUCCGGAGCGGUUGCCCGCACCCGGUGGAACCCCAGUAA
This is a messenger RNA of Symbiodinium necroappetens, 975 nucleotides long. The record is from the annotation of a GenBank genome assembly. NCBI's taxonomy places the organism in Eukaryota, Dinophyceae, Suessiales, Symbiodiniaceae.